CGGUCUAGUCGCGUACACGCUGGAACUGGUUUCUUCAUUCGGCAUCCGGGCCCUGGUGAGAACGGAUCGUAAAAAGUGACCGGUCGACGGAAAGUGAACUGUUAGUUAGAUAUUUUACUGUGUGAACGACCAACAGUUGCUGGAAGCUAAAAGGCGAAAAACUACACUCGAACACCAACGAACGAACAUUCGUGUAUCUUGCUGUUGGCGGUUACCAUUGUAUGGCACAUCGCCCCGUCAGCGCAAUGUCUCGUCAAGAAUCGGAAAUGAUUAACCGUAGCCGUCGUGCUUUGUCGUCAGGAACUCUGACUGACUCGAUUGAAAAACUACGACACAUGUGCCUUGCCCGUGGCGCCUCGGGCAUUCUGGGAUUGGGGCGAUGCUUCCGCCGCAUGGACGACGAUGGAAACAAGCAGCUAAAUCUGGAAGAGUUCGUCAAGGGCCUGCACGAUACCGGAUUGGACAUUUCGGUGGAGGAAGCUACAGAAAUGUUCAAUAAAUUUGAUACCGAUGGCAGCGGUUCAAUCAAUAUGACCGAAUUUCUUGUUGCAAUCCGUCCCAACAUGUCGGAAUCCAGGGUCAGCAUCGUGAAGCAGGCUUUUGCAAAGUUGGACAAGACCGGAGAUGGAACGAUAACGGUUGAGGAUUUAAAGAAUGUAUAUUCGGUGAAGAACCAUCCACUGUACAUAAGCGGAGAGGAAACUGAGGAUGUCAUCUUGCGGAAGUAUUUGGCAAAUUUUGAAGAGAAUGGAAACGUGGACGGCACCGUGACCAAAGAGGAGUUCCUCAACUACUAUGCCGGAUUGAGUGCAUCGAUCGAUUCUGAUGCAUAUUUUGAUCUGAUGAUGCGCCAGGCAUUCAAGUUGUAAACGUUGCCGUUGGGCACGACACAUCUAUUAUCGCUCGUUUUUUUGUACCCAGCAAGCAUCUUAUGUAUUCGAUUUAUUCGGAAAUCAUUGACCGAUACGAAACAAGUUUUAACACACCUUAAACUCUACUGCCUUAGCGAUGAGGAUAACCAAAGUUGAAAGAGAAAAACGCUCCAUUGUCCUUUGCUGCGAGUGAGCAAAAUAUGCAAAUGUUUUCCGAUUGUUAAAACACAACUCAUUGCACAAGUGUUUCCUUAACGUUUAAUAAACAUACCAUUUUAUGUUCCGAGUGAAA
Molecule: messenger RNA, 1164 nt
Organism: Anopheles funestus (African malaria mosquito)
Lineage: Eukaryota; Metazoa; Arthropoda; Insecta; Diptera; Culicidae
Product: calcyphosin-like protein
Exons: 4
Coding region: 222-869 (215 amino acids)
Molecular function (GO): calcium ion binding
Source: RefSeq, a predicted model, not a curated record